This is a messenger RNA of Cryptomeria japonica (Japanese cedar), 588 nucleotides long. RefSeq lists its product as uncharacterized. The transcript has a single exon. Bases 219 to 575 code for a protein of 118 amino acids. Gene Ontology annotation, cellular component: mitochondrion. The record is from RefSeq and is a predicted model, not a curated record. Lineage: Eukaryota; Viridiplantae; Streptophyta; Pinopsida; Cupressales; Cupressaceae.
AACGGGGUUGCGAAAGAAGUCGAAUUAAUGGCUAUUUCGUCUGUCUAAGGGACAGAAACGCCUUCAAUAUCGUAUUGUGCUCAUCGAGAUAAGCUCGUUGGUACCACAUUUGAUGUUCUCUGAUACUCAUUAGUCUUAUUUCUCCAAUGGCGUUUUAGGGUAGACUGAAAGAGCUGUUUGUCAAAUACGGUAAAGUCGGUUUAGGAGUUCAUUUAUCUAUGUCUGCCAUGUCUAUAGCGGGCCUUUAUGUUGCCAUUAAAAACAAUGUAGAUGUGGAAUCUAUGAUUGGCAAAAUAGGUCUUCAUAGUCAUUCCAAGGAGGAGACAGCGAAAGAAAAUGAAGUUGCAAAUCGGUUGCCUGGGGAUGAAGAAAUAUUGAGUGGAACUAGAGAUGGGACAGAAGAGAUGAGAAAGCGGGGUUCUGAUGUGCUAGUAUCGGGCGGGGGAGCAUUGAUGCUUGCACUUCUAUGUAAUAAGGUGCUUUUUCCUGUGCGCGUGCCCAUAACCAUUGCUCUCACGCCUCCUGUUGCCAAGUUCCUUGCCAGUGGGAGUCUUGUAAAGGGUGGUUUUAGAUAGGGUUUUACUUUCU